AUGCAAAGUGCAUCAGAUAUAAUUUCAUCCUUAUUGUGGUUUAAGGACAAUGAAUAUCCAGAUGAAGAAAGUAACUCUCAAAUAAUAGAGCAGUUUGUUCAAAAUGUUGAAGAUUUCAGUUCGCAGUAUGGAAGUGAAAUUAGUGUUUCAUAUACAGCUUUUAAUCUUCGUGGUCCACCGUCGAACUUUCCAGAUUAUGGAGAUUAUCCUCAGGCGUUUGUUAUGAGAACCUAUGGAAAGUGGUGGGAUGAGGCUCCAUCUUUUCAAGAAGAUUAUAUGCCACAAAACAGUCCUUCCAUACCCAGUCAAGACUAUGUAGAAGUGUCUUUCGAAAGAGCCGUGUAUCCGCUUGAGGUGGCCAUAUUCGAGACCUACAAUCCGGGCGCGCUAGUUCGCAUCUGGGCCUUGGGAUCGGCUGCGUGGAUCUUACUUUGGGAGGGUCUUCUAAAUAGAGUAAUAGCAUCGAACCUGCACGAAAAAGUCCUACCGCUUAUACCGCUGAACGAGCAAUUUAUCGACACGGGGCCACCUCUAGGUGACUUUCAAAGAUUACCGGAUGAAACUAUUCUUGCAAUCAUGAAGUUCUUGGAUAUGCAGUCUUUAAGUCGCUGCGCUCAAGUGAGCCGUCACUUUAGUAGGCUAGCUCUGGACGCGAUCCUGUACCGGUGCAUCGACCUCAGACCCUACUGGCACUGCGUUCGCUCACAGGUGCUGUCAACUUUGGGGACGCGUUGCAAAUUCCUUCAGAAGCUCGAUUUGUCUUGGUGCGGAAGUCAUCGCAUGAUACAGCCCCAUUACGUUGUCAAUUUCCUGAGAGACAACUGCUCGGAAUUAACACAUCUGAGAAUGAAUUGCUGCGAAUUCGUCGACAACUCGGUGCUAAGGAGUGUGGUUGACAGUUGCGCGUAUUUACAAGAGCUGUGCUUGCGAUCGGUCGUGGGGUGCACUGAUUGGAUAUGCCUGGCAACACUGAAGCAACUGAGGCGGCUGGAUCUGUACCGCACGGACAUCGGCACGAUUGCUGCCGUCGCCGUGGUGCGCGCCAACCCUAACCUGCAGCAUGUGAAUGUUGGUUCUUGCAAAAUGAUAUCGGCAAUGGAUGAAGUGGCGAUAGCUUUGGGUGCCAAUUGUCCUGGACUCAUAUCUGUAGACUUUUGGAAAUCUUAUUCGUUGACCGCCGUUGGUAUCAGGUCGCUCGGGAACUGCAAGAUGCUGCAAGAGUUGGAUGUGGGCUGGUGCUUACAAGCGGGCAGUUCAGGCGAGUGGUUGGCUUCUCUAGAGGGGAAAGAGCUUCGCAAACUGUUUCUUGGAGCUUUGCGUGGUGUUUGCGACCGCGACCUCCGUUCUUUGAUACCACGCGCCCCAAAACUCUCACAACUAGACCUGCUGGGCGUCAGAGCAGUCACACCUGAUAUUUGCAGCGAUAUAUUAGCGCGAUGCCAAGAGCUGAGACUGUUAGAUGUCAGCUUCUGUGAUCAAAUUUUGGAAUCUCAGGUAAACGAAUGGCGGCUACAAUACCCGCACGUGAGUAUCAAGAGAUCGUUCCAGUCCGCCAAUAUGAGUGCGGCACCUAGUCCACUGUUCUUAGCUCCCAGUCUUGAAUGA
Messenger RNA from Parnassius apollo (apollo), 1605 nucleotides. The record is from the annotation of a GenBank genome assembly. NCBI's taxonomy places the organism in Eukaryota, Metazoa, Arthropoda, Insecta, Lepidoptera, Papilionidae.